AUGUCUCUAUCCGAAGAAGAAGGACUUUAUAAUCGCGAAGACAUCAAGAGACGUGAUACUAUACAGCUGAGCAACCGAGUUCGCUACAUUCGUCGAUUACGUUUCCGAGUUUACUACUUCUUAGAUCAUCCUAUGAACGCAAAUAGCACAUGGUAUCAUUUUGGAGUUUUUUUAAUCGUCCUUGCAGCAGUGAUACUAGGGGCCACGAGCUACUCAUGGAAUGAUCCCUUCUUGAAAGAAGUAUAUAUCCAAAUGGAAACGCUGUUAGCACUAUUUUUCCUAGGCGAAUUUAUCAUCAGAAUGUGGAGCAUAUCGGCAGAUGCAAAAUAUGUGGGAUAUAGGGGUCACCUGAGAUAUCUAACACGUCUGGUUUGUAUUGUGGAUGUAAUCAUAAUAACUGUCACUUUAACUUUGGUUUGCUUGGAGAAGACUUAUAUUUCUGAUAAUACGUUGGAUUAUUUACGGCUGAUUCAGAUACUUCGGCUGUUCCACAUUGACAGACAGAUGACAACAUUUCGACUUUUCAAAAAUAUGAUAGUCUUGGGAAAGUGGGAACUGUUGGCUGCUUAUAACAUUACUUUCAUGGUUUGUCUGACUAUGGUCAACCUCGUCUACAUCAGUGAAAAUGAAGGAUUUAUAUUACAAAUGCCACAAAACUCAUCGGAAAUCACUAGAUCUGAAGCAUUUCCAUCGCUUGCUCAUACAUGGUGGUUUACUCUUGUGUCUAUAGAAACCGUAGGGUAUGGUGAUAUUGUUCCCUCCAGAGGGAUUACAAGAGUUAUCGUUUGCCUUUUUGGCUACGCAGCUUACUGCACAUUCGUUACUGCCUCUACUCAGAUUUCAGUAGGAUUAACAUUAAUGAUGGAAGAAGAUAGCAAAAAGGAGUGUGAAAAUAAACUACGCAAUACUGCCGCAUCGCUAAUACAGUUUUGGUUUCGUUUCCACCUCGCUAGUGUUGAGGACAGGAAGAUGACGGAAUAUUUUAGACGUAUCUGCUUCAAACUUUAUUUAACAGCUAGACGAGGGCAUCGCAAUCGGCAACUCAUGACAAAAUUGCGCGAGAAAGUCGAGAGGAAAAAGAAGUUACAGUACGAUGCUUACUGUACUAUACAUGCUGCAUCAUUUGAGUCAUGGAAACGGCAGCUGAGCGUCGGUGUUACUCAACAUGUCAUACAAGCACUCAAUCUAGAUACUCCUCGUAUUCGAAGGAAAGGACUGAAAAGGCAUGCUAGCCUUCCAGAGACAGCGCUUUGUAAAGAGGUGGAUGAGUCGCGGUCUGGGAUCAUUCUGGCACGAAUAAGUGAUCGACGCGGAUCGACUGAUACGAACGCCUCGUCAACCAUGGAGCUCUCAGACUUAGAAACUCAUCUCGACGCCAAUGAUAUGUUUGAUGAAGAGCAAUCGGAGUCGUUGAAUAUCUCUGAUGUGGAAGAAUGGAAACUGCACAAAUACAGGCCGCUUUUGCGGUUUUUCAAUUUCUUGCUUUUCCGGGAGUACACGAAAAAACUCCAACGCUUGCGCAAGGCUGACCGUCUUCUAGAAGUCGAAGCAGAAAUCCGUGAAAAGGAGAAUUUGAGGCAGCAGAAUCUCAGAGAGCUUGAACUGAGGAUGAACGCCAUGCUGGGAAGGCCGGGUUCCUCUCCUUUUAACAAUAACCCCAAAGAGAAGAUUGGCGUGAACGCUCGGCUUGAUCUCUGCGAGUCAAAAAUGAAGGAAAUGCAGCUCACCCUCGAAAAAAUUCACAUACUUGUGCGUGAAGUUGCAGCGACAAUGGGUGGUAGUGGAAUGCAAGAAGCACUACCGCCAACACCUCCAGGAAGAAAAUCGUCUUUCACACUGAAUUAUCGACGUCACCACUUUCUGCGUGAUCAACAUGGCCCUCCUUUAAAUGGUAAUAAGCAGCACCAUUUGUUGCGGACGGUGCUGAGCGGCACCGGAUUUGUUGUUGCAGAGCCAUCUAAUGGAGAUGAUGUUGAGCAACAACAUUUAAUGGAUCCAUCAUUUAUUGCAUAUGGUAAUGAUCAACACCAUAUUGUUGCGAAUAGUGUUAAGAGCACGGGAUUUGUUGUUGCACAGCUAUUAAAGUCGGAGAUGGUGUGGAGCAGCACUGACUUUGUUGUUGCAGAGCCACUACUUGUUGGAGAUGGUGUUGAGCAACACCAGUCAUUCUUGUUAGAGGAGGUGUUGGGCGCGCCACAUAAUUUUGCGCAGUCAACAGUUACUGCAUACAGUGUUUAUCGCACGUUGUUGCAAAAGGUGUUGAGCAGCACCGGCCUUGUUGUUACAGAGCUAUUUCAUGUUGGAGAUGCUGUGGAGCAACACCAUCUUGUUGUUGCGAAUUUGGCAUCAUUUGUCACGAAUACUGUCGAACAAACCGAUUUAUCGCUGCAAACAAUUUGCACAUAG
This is a messenger RNA of Cylicocyclus nassatus, 2406 nucleotides long. Lineage: Eukaryota; Metazoa; Nematoda; Chromadorea; Rhabditida; Strongylidae. The record is from the annotation of a GenBank genome assembly.